Molecule: messenger RNA, 1922 nt
Organism: Drosophila obscura
Lineage: Eukaryota; Metazoa; Arthropoda; Insecta; Diptera; Drosophilidae
Product: glutactin
Exons: 5
Coding region: 99-1781 (560 amino acids)
Source: RefSeq, a predicted model, not a curated record
UCGUGAGACGCUUCGUUGCCGUUGCCGUUGCCGUCUCGCUUGUGGCUCUACACGCGUUGAACCGAGUCCACAUUAGUCCCAGAUCACAGUCCAUUCCGAUGCGUAGUCGCUGCGUAUACGUAAUGUUAACAUUCUGCGGAUUAGUGAGCGCUGCACUGGCCGGCUGGCUGCUGGUCUCCCUUGUGGGUGCCCAAGGGGCUGCUGAAGAGGAGCCCACAACGGUGGUGACCGUUGAAUUGGCCAACGGGCAGGGCAAGGUGCUGGGCAAUUUCGAUGUGACAGCUUUGACUGAUCAGAGAUUUAUGCAAUUCCGUGGCAUUCCAUUUGCGGAGCCACCGGCGGGGGAUCUGCGCUUUCGGCCACCUGUUCCCCGUUCGAGCUGGUCGCCCUAUACCGCCAGCGCCCUGCACUUUGCCCAACGCUGUCCAGUGAUAACCCAUUUGGAUGAUCAGACGUCCGAUGUGAAGACGGAGGACUGUCUCAAUGUCUCGGUGUACACCAAAAAUCUCACAGCCAAGCAGCCGGUAAUGUUCUACAUCUAUGGCGGCGGCUACUACAACGGUUCGGCCGAGGAUCAUCCUCCGCACUAUUUCCUCGAGGAGGAUGUGGUCCUGGUGGUGCCCCAGUAUCGAGUGGGAGCCCUAGGCUGGUUGACCACCUUCACGGACGAUAUGCCCGGCAAUGCGCCCAUUGCGGACAUCCUAAUGGCCCUCGAGUGGGUGCAGACACACAUCCAUCUGUUCGGUGGCGACCCACAGCAGGUGACAAUCUUUGGCCAGAGCGCGGGCUCUGCGGUGGCCAGUGCCCUGCUCUUGAGUCCCAGCACAGGGGAGCAUCUCUUCAAGCGAGCCAUUGUCCAGUCGGGUUCGAUCUUCGCCCGGUGGGCCGUCAACAGCGAUCCUCGCGCCCAGGCCAUACGAAUCUGUGAGAAACUGCGGUGCACCGGAUGCGAGCAGGAGGAUCGGCUGUGGGUUUGCCUGCGCAACUCAACGGUGAAGUGCAUCCUACAGGCCACCCAGACGGAGACAUUCGCUCCAGUUGUGGGCGAUCUAAUGGGAAUCCUGCCGCAGCAUCCCAGCGAGCUGGUGAAAACCUACCAGCGGCAGAUUCCAUUGCUCACCGGCUUCACGGAGCACGACGGCUCCUUUAUCCUGGCAAGCUACUACGAUAUGGUUGCCGCAAAGUUUCCCAAUGUGAGUGCCCUGACGGUGCGCGAGUUCUCCGUGGGACUCGUGGAAAUGGCCAAAGAUGGCACCGGACUCACGGACAAUCUGCUGUAUCGCAUGCUCCUCCCGCCAGAGAUACUCAACAGUCACGAUCACAAGGCUGCCGUGCCCGCCUACUUCGAUCUUACGUCCGCCUACUUAAAGUCCCCAGUGAUAACGCUGGCCACGAAACUCUACAGCCAGCAACCCUCCGCUCCCGUUUACGUUUACAGCUUCGAGUAUGAGGGCAAGUACACCCGCUUUGGCUAUGAGAUGGGCAACGCCCACUACCCCUUCAAUGGGGGAGUGCACCAUUCCAAUGAGAAUAUGUAUCUGUUCUCCACACAUCCCCUGGUGGGGCAGGACUCGCGUAUGUCCCAGAAAAUGGUCGAGCUGUGGACCUCGUUUGCCAUCGAUGGCAGGCCCAAGGAACUGAGCCCCCUGUCCAGUCCCAGUGGACCCUACAAUCGUCUGGCCAUGCAAAUAACGACAGGCGAGGAUCUGUUGGAGACGCUGACCGCAGCCAUUGAUGAUCCAAACAAUUGGAGGCUGCAGCGUGAGAAUGUGGACUUUUGAGUGCCAUUCCGAUGGGUUAUUUAGGCAAGAAAUGGGCGAAUGCAAAGGCCAGGCAGCUAUUUUUCCUAUUUGUGGUUACAAUACUUAGAUAAGGGCUAUAUAUACUCGUAUUACUUUGACUAAUUAAAGCACUAUAUCUUA